UGCUCUGCUACGGGGCGAUGCCCUCAACACUUGAUCGACUCAGCGAGUUCACGUCAGAUUCCCUGGCAGUCAAGGCAUGAACGGUUGACCAGGGCUUAGCUACAUGAAGUGUGACAGUUUGACCCACACUCAGGCUGCUGUGGUUCUUCGAGCCUUGAGCUCGGGGGCUGUUCCACUGACCUUAACAUCCCUUGAGACUGACAAAGAACAGUUGGGAGAGACCAUCGCCUGCCAAGCAUCACAGUCAGCCCUACCGGAGGUCAGUUGUGUCCGCGGGGGCCAAUGCAAGCAAGCUCACCCGUGUGCAGUUGCUCCCGUGGAGCGGGACUCGGCUGUCUCAGAUCGGCCAGUUGCAGAUGCGGCAGCUCUGCAGGGAGCUGCAGGAGAGAAAAGGGUCGCCAUUGGGCCGGCCCACUCCGGCCCCAACACCAACACGCCGGUAACUCGCUCGAGAUACGAAGUUGGACGGAGAAGUAAGCGGGUCGUGUAUCUCGUCCCGGCUUCCAUGGAGUCCACCUUGGGUACAUCGGUGAAGCCGUCGUCACACAGGACCGCUCUCCUGGCAGCCGGGCCGCGGGCCUACCGGACUUUGCGUCAACAUCCCGCGCCCGCCCAUACACCAUCACCGCCAGUCCAAGCUCCCUGGCCUGCAUGCUGCUUACUUGCAGAUGCGCAAUGUAAUUCUUGCUAUCCCGCCAUUUCCAACCGGUUGCUGGGUCAUAGGCAACAGCAGAACCGCGCAUACCACAGCCUCGUCCACCCGAGCAGCAGUGGCUGACCCCAGUCCGUUUCUGAUGAGCUUGGAUAUGCUGGCUGUGUCGCGUUUACCUGUUGACUUUCAUCGAUUACGGAAGAGUCUGUCGCCCCCAACUUCCCAGUCCGUCGCCGACGUCACUGUUUGUCCAGCGCCGGUCACGUAGGCCACGCAGGCAACCAGCUCCCUAUCCUGUCCACACGCCCUACCCGCUAUAGCCACCAGGAAAAGCCGCGUGGUCGACGCUCUCUUCUCCCCCAAUGGCCGCCGCCUUUGAGUUCCGAGGGCCUCCGAAG
Messenger RNA from Chaetomium fimeti, 1050 nucleotides. RefSeq lists its product as uncharacterized. NCBI's taxonomy places the organism in Eukaryota, Fungi, Ascomycota, Sordariomycetes, Sordariales, Chaetomiaceae. The transcript has a single exon. The record is from RefSeq and is a predicted model, not a curated record. Bases 104 to 778 code for a protein of 224 amino acids.